Fusarium musae is the source of this 264-nucleotide messenger RNA. RefSeq lists its product as uncharacterized. The record is from RefSeq and is a predicted model, not a curated record. NCBI's taxonomy places the organism in Eukaryota, Fungi, Ascomycota, Sordariomycetes, Hypocreales, Nectriaceae. The transcript has 2 exons. The coding region runs from base 1 to 264 and encodes 87 amino acids.
AUGGACGAAGGAACAAGCUUCAAGCCGGAACUCUCUACUGAGCAGUUAGUUGUCUUCCAACGGCUUUUCACAUUCCAUAACCAGCGCCGUACCGUAAGCUACUGCGCCCCCAACGUUGCUGUCCCACGUCUUACAACUCUCGAUGAGUUCUCUGUGCUCUUGAACUGUGUGCAGUUCCGUGAGAAACCCCGAGAUGUCCGGCUCCGCGAUGGAGUCGAGCAGUUUUUAGAGUUUGUUCAAAACAUGGAAUCGGCACUGGGAUAA